AAACCCCACAUAUCCUCUCACUUGUACUCAUCUUAAAAUAUGGAAGCAAGAAGAACCCACACCAUGGAGAUCACGAUUAUAUCCGCCGAAAACCUUUGCAUGAACGGGAAGCCACUAAAAGACCACCCAUACGUCGUCGUUCACACGCAGUCAUGCACCAAAUUCUUCACAACGAGGAUGCCAACGCAAGAAGAAGGUGGGAGCAAGAGCACCAACAACAACCCUUCAUGGAACGACAAGUUCAGGGUGGACGAUGGAGACAGCGACUGCAUCACGCUGGAGGUGCAAUGCAAGACGUGGUUCGGCGUUCGAAGCGUGGGAGCUGCGCGAAUAGCGGUUGCUGAUUUUGCGGCGGAGAAAAGCUUGCAGUUGUUGAGUUAUAGGCUUUGGGAUGGGAAGGGUCGGAGAAACGGGGUCAUCAAUUUCUCGGUGAGGGUGGUGGAGAAACCUGCGGAGUCUGAAUCUUUGUGUUCGAUGCAUGAGGCGGAAGCACAGAGAACGAUUGGUGGAAAUGAUGAUUCUAGAGGAAUUGUUACUGGGAUUCCUGUUUUCUGGAAUUACCUUCUCAAUAUUCCAAGAUGAAUAUAUGUAAUUUUUUUUUUCUUGACUAGAAAUGUUUUUUAUUCCUAAGAAUAAAAAAUAAGUAUUAACGGAUUUAUAAUAUAAUCAGUUGAGUUAGACUUUUGAUUAUUCUUGACUAGAUUGAAGUAAGUAGUUUGUAAUGUAAGCAUGUUGAAAAUGGUUUAGUUUCUGACACUAGUUUGUACAAAAACUAAAUUGUAUUUUAUCAAGAGUUAUGUUCA
This is a messenger RNA of Glycine soja, 803 nucleotides long. Its product is annotated as BON1-associated protein 1-like. Lineage: Eukaryota; Viridiplantae; Streptophyta; Magnoliopsida; Fabales; Fabaceae. The coding region runs from base 40 to 582 and encodes 180 amino acids. The record is from RefSeq and is a predicted model, not a curated record. The transcript has a single exon.